Nerophis lumbriciformis (worm pipefish) is the source of this 3542-nucleotide messenger RNA. It is a transcript of the gene arl3b, whose product is annotated as ADP ribosylation factor like GTPase 3b. The record is from RefSeq and is a predicted model, not a curated record. Lineage: Eukaryota; Metazoa; Chordata; Actinopteri; Syngnathiformes; Syngnathidae. Gene Ontology annotation, molecular function: GTP binding; GTPase activity.
UGACGUCAUCGUCCUUAGUAACCCUCCGCGGCUGGCGUCUCUACGACUCAAGACAACAAGAUGGGAUUGCUGUCAAUCCUCCGUAAACUGAAGAGCACACCGGACCAGGAGGUGCGGAUACUGCUGCUGGGGCUGGACAACGGUGGCAAGACCACACUGCUCAAGCAGCUGGCCUCCGAGGACAUCAGCCACAUCACCCCCACUCAGGGAUUCAACAUCAAGAGUGUCCAGUCUCAGGGUUUCAAGCUCAACGUUUGGGACAUCGGAGGUCAGAGGAAGAUCAGACCGUAUUGGAGGAACUAUUUUGAAAACACUGACGUGCUCAUUUACGUGAUUGACAGCGCUGACAGGAAGAGGUUUGAGGAGACGGGUCAGGAGCUGGCCGAGUUAUUGGACGAGCAGAAGCUGAGCGGCGUCCCCGUGCUCAUCUUCGCCAACAAACAAGACCUGCUGACGGCCGCCCCGGCCUCCGAGAUCGCCGAGGGCCUCAACCUUCACACCAUCCGCGACCGCAUCUGGCAGAUCCAGUCCUGCUCCGCCCUCACCAGCGAAGGCAUCCAGGAGGGCAUGAACUGGGUGUGCAAGAGCGUCAACUCCAAGAAAAAAUAGCAUUUUUUUUUGGUAGUCUUUUCCUCAGGAGGAACCGCAGCAGCACACGAGAACGUAGACGCACACACACACACACUCGCGCCUUAACAGCGGGAUACACUUGUGAAUGUACACACACACACUACUAAUCCAACAUGGAGUUUUUAAGCUAACAGCUGCUGGUGUUUUUAAGCUUUUUCAUCACAGCCUCGCCAUCAUGGACCUCCUAACGUACCAGCAGCUUGUCUCGCAAACAUCCGUCAUGUAUGGAGGUUAAUUUGUGUCUACAUUACCAAAGCUUUUUUUUGGACGCUAAAAUGAUAUAACUGAAUUUUUUUAACCAUUUUUUUUUACCGGUACAUUAAAUUUAUUUUUUUUAGCAAAAUUUGCGUGUUUAAAAAUGUGUUAAAAAAAUGGAGUGGAGAAAAAUUCAGUGCAGAAAAAUGUGUAGCUUCAAAUAUACCGUAUUUUUCGGAUUAUAAAUCGCUCCGGAGUAUAAAUCGCACCGGCCAAAAUGCAUUAUAAAGAAGGAAAAAAACAUUUUUGGGGGAAAUUUAUUUGAUAAAACCCAACACCAAGAAUAGACAUUUGAAAGGCAUUUUAAAAUAAAUAAAGAAUAGUGAACAACAGGCUGAAUAAGUGUACGUUAUAUGAGGCAUAAAUAACCAACUGAGAACGUGCCUGGUACCGUAUUUUUCGGACUAUAAGUCGCAGUUUUUUUCAUAGUUUGGGGGUGCGACUUAUACUCAGGAGCGACUUAUGUGUGAAAUGAUUAACACAUUAGCGUAAAAUAUCAAAUAAUAUUAUUUAUCUCAUUCACAUAAGAGACUAGCCCAGGGGUCGGCAACCCAAAAUGUUGAAAGAGCCAUAUUGGACCAAAAAUACAAAAACACAUUUGUCUGGAGCAGCAAAAAAUUAAAAGCCAUAUUACAUACAGAUAUUGUGUCAUGAGAUAUACAUUGAAUUAAGAGAACUUAAAGGAAACUAUAUGACCUCAAAUAUACCUACAAAUGAGGCAUAAUGAUGCAAUAUGUACAUAUCGCUAGCCUAAAGAGCAUGUUAGCAUCGAUUAGCUUGCAGUCAUGCAGUGACCAAAUAUGUCUGAUUAGCACUCCACACAAGUCAAUAACAUCAACAAAACUCACCUUUGUGCAUUCAUGCACAAAGUUAAAAGUUUGGUGGACAAAAUGAGACAGAAAAAGGAUAAAACACAUCCUGGGAAGUCGGCGAAAGUUAUAUAUGUAAACAAACUAAGGUGAGUUCAAGGACCGCCAAAAUUAGUAGGACAAAACGGCGCUCGCCAAAUACUCGAAUCAGUGAAGCAUGUUUAAUAUAAACAGUGUGCUUUGUAACAAUUAGGGAGGUUUGUGUCAUGUUUGUCCUCCUACAGAAAACAUACUAAAACAAAAAAUAUUUUUUUCCCCCUCAUCUUUUUCCAUUUUUCAUACAUUUUUGAAAAAGCUCCAGAGAGCCACUAGGGCGGCGCUAAAGAGCCGCAUGCGGCUCUAGAGCCGCGGGUUGCCGACCCCCGGACUAGACGUAUAAGAUUUCAUGGGAUUUAGCGAUUAGGAGUGACAGAUUGUUUGGUAAACGUAUAGCAUGUUCUAUAUGUUAUAGUUAUUUGAAUGACUCUUACCAUAAUAUGUUACGUUAACAUACCAGUUGGUUAUUUAUGCCUCAUAUAACGUACACUUAUUCAGCCUGUUGUUCACUAUUCUUUAUUUAUUUUAAAUUGCCUUUCAAAUGUCUAUUCUUGGUGUUGGCUUUUAUAAAAAAAAAAUUCCCCAAAAAAUGCGCCUUAUACUCCAGUGCGACUUAUGUUUUUUUCCUUCUUUAUUAUGCAUUUUCGGCCGGUGCGACUUAUACUCCGGAGCGAUUUAUACUCCGAAAAAUACGGCAACUGAAUUUUUUUAACCAUUUUUUUUUACAUUAAAUUUUUUUUUUUUAAGGAAAAUUUGCGUGUUUAAAAAUGUUUGUUAAAAAAAUGGAGUGUAAAAAAAUUAAUUGCAGAAAAAUGUGUAGCUCGAAAUAUAUCAUAUUUUUCGGAUUAUAAAUCGCUCCGGAGUAUAAAUCGCACCAACCGAAAAUGCAUAGUAAAGAAGGAAAAAAACAUAAGUCACAGUUUUGGGGGAAAUUUAUUUGAUAAAAGCCAACAGCAAGAAUAGACAUUUGAAAGGCAAUUUAAAAUAAAUAAAGAAUAGUGAACAACAGGCUGAAUAAGUGUACGUUAUAUGAGGCAUAAAUAACCAACUGAGAACGUGCCUGGUACCGUAUUUUUCGGACUAUAAGUGGCAGUUUUUUUCAUAGUUUGGGGGUGCGACUUAUACUCAGGAGCGACUUAUGUGUGAAAUGAUUAACACAUUAGCGUAAAAUAUCAAAUAAUAUUAUUUAUCUCAUUCACGUAAGAGACUAGUCCAGGGGUCGGCAACCCAAAAUGUUGAAAGAGCCAUAUUGGACCAAAAAUACAAAAACACAUUUGUCUGGAGCCGCAAAAAAUUAAGCCAUAUUACAUACAGAUAUUGUGUCAUGAGAUAUACAUUGAAUUAAGAGAACUUAAAGGAAACUAUAUGACCUCAAAUGUAGCUACAAAUGAGGCAUAAUGAUGCAAUAUGUACAUAUCGCUAGCCUAAAGAGCAUGUUAGCAUCGAUUAGCUUGCAGUCAUGCAGUGACCAAAUAUGUCUGAUUAGCACUCCCCACAAGUCAAUAACAUCAACAAAACUCACCUUUGUGCAUUCAUGCACAAAGUUAAAAGUUUGGUGGACAAAAUGAGACAGAAAAAGGAUAAAACACAUCCUGGGAAGUCGGCGAAAGUUAUAUAUGUAAACAAACUAAGGUGAGUUCAAGGACCGCCAAAAUUAGUAGGACAAAACGGCGCUCGCCAAAUACUCGAAUCAGUGAAGCAUGUUUAAUGUAAACAGUGUGAUUUAUAACAAUUAGGGAGGUUUGUGUCAUG